AUGGGGUUCCAGUUUAACCACGUGGGCGGGGGGACGAAGACGCGCCGUCCGAUCACGCUGCAGAUGAAGUACAAUCCAGCGUGCGUGGAGCCGCGGUGCUACUUAGUUCUGGAUAAGGAUCAUACUAGCGAACAGGAGAAGACUCUGCAGCAACUACAGGCCUAUAUCGAGUCCGAGAACCAGCGGCUGGAGAAAGACAUGGGGCGAUUCUCGGACCGAGAGGUGGUGGUGCGCGUGGAGUACAAGUACUGCCCCAACCUCACCAUCAUUGAUACGCCUGGACUCAUCUCCGCCGCUCCAUCUGUCACACACACGGCGCUGCAGGAGCAAGCCAGAAUUGUUGAGGCACUAGUACUGGCGAAGAUGAAGCAGCAGGAGUUUGUGAUACUGUGUCUCGAAGACAGCAGCGACUGGAGCAACGCGACGACUCGCCGCAUUGUCAUGAAGGUCGACCCGGACCUCUCCCGGACCAUCCUCGUGUCCACCAAGCUCGACACUCGCAUCCCGCAGUUCUCCCGGGCAGCCGACGUGGAAAUGUUUCUCAACCCGCCGCUGCCGGAUAUUUCGGCGUCGCGGCUCGCCACGCGGCCGUUUUUCACGUCGGUGCCGUCGGGACGAGUGGGCUCCGGAUCGGAUGCUGUGUUUAUGACUGACGACGAUUUCAGAGAUGCAGUUGCUCGGAGAGAGAUGAGCGACCUUGCAGCGCUAGAGGACAAAAUGGGCCGGCCUCUUUCGGACGACGAACGAGCACGGGUGGGGGUUAGCCAGCUUCGGCUGUUUUUGGAGCAGAUGCUGCAGCAACGGUAUCUCGAGAGUGUACCCUAUAUAGUGCCGCUGCUCGAUAAGGAAUACAAGUCUGUCUCCACCAAGCUCUCUGCCACCUCUGCGGAGCUACAGAACCUGAGCGACGGCGAGUUGAGAGAGAAGAGCCGAAACUUCCGCGACAACUUUGUCCGGAAGCUCACGGUUCUGCUCCGUGGCUCCAUUGCUGCUCCGCCGGACAAAUUCGGCGAGACUCUGCAGGAAGAGAGGGCGCGUGGAGGGAUCUUUGUGGGGUCAGACGGCCAGCAGUUUCCACAGAGGCACAUGCCGAACGCCAGCAUGCGCUUGUUUGGAGGGGCGCAGUACCACCGGGCGAUGGCCGAGUUCCGGUUUGUGGUGGGUGCAGUGCGGUGCCCUGCGAUAUCGAGGGAGGAGAUUGUGAAUGCGUGCGGUGUGGAGGAUGUGCAUGACGGCACCAACUACUUCAGGACGGCGUGUGUGAUUGCUGUUGCCAAGGCAUGGGACGUGUUCGAGCCGUUCCUUCGACAGCUCGGGUUCCGUCUAUCCCACAUUGUGGGGCGACUGCUCCCCAUCGUGCUGUUCCUACUCAAGAGGGACAACGAGCCCAUGCUGGUGCAUGAAACGUUCAUAGAGCGAGUGCAGGAGUCGUACCACAAGUUCGUCGAUGCAACAGAGCGCUCCUGCAUUGACAAGUGCAUGGAGGAUCUCACCAGCACCACUCGCUUCGUCACAUGGUCUCUGCAUAACAGGUCUCGAUCUGCACUGCGAUCCUUCUUUGAUUCAGCCAUGCCCAACCACGACUCCUCCCUCCUCGCUGCUGUCGGCGCCUUCGAAGCAUCCACGCCCAUGCCGGUUCCAGCAGCCACAAGCAGACAGAACUCGCCGCCCUUUGGCCCGACCGACUACCAGUCCAGUCCAAGCGACGACGGCCGGGGCGACAGAGGGGCAGUAGGGGGAACCAACCGAGCCAGCGGCAAUGGUACCACUGCUGGUGGUACCGCUAGUGGCGGUGCUGGUGGUGCUGGUUCUACUGCUGGUGGUGCCGCUGGUGCAGCAGCAGGAGGCAGCGGCACAGGAGGAGGGAGGCUGGCGGAUCUCCUCGAAUCCACCCUCUGGACCCGCCGGCUCGCGCCUUCCUCAGAAGACAUAGUGAACGCGCUGGUGAUGCAGAUUUUCGAGGGCAUCCGGGACCACUUUGUGAUGUCUGCAGAGCUCAAGUUCAAUUGUUUCUUUCUGAUGCCGUUAAUGGACCGGUUUCCUGCACGGCUGAGGGAGGACCUGGAGGCGGUGGCAGGGGGUGGGCUGGAUGCGGUGUUUGAUAUCUCGAGAGUGCGCGGGCAGCUGGAGAGGAGCCGCGGGGAGCUGGAUGAAGAGCUGAGGCGGGUGCAUGCACUUCAGGCCAAGUUCGCCAGUAUUCACCACAGCCUGAGCGUGAUGCCAUCCCAUGCCAUGUCAGCACCAACGGGGUCUCUUUUCAGCUCACAGACUGGAGCGUCGCCGUUGCCCUCCUUCGGGUCGUCAGACGCAGCUCUCCUGCCCUCACGGCAUUUUGCCGACUCGCUCUCAUCGAUGUUGGACGCGCAGAGCCUGGGGACUCCAGGCGCAAGAAAAGACGGUCCUUUUUUAGGAGAUUUUUCGGAUAACGUUCACGACAGGAUGGGAGCCGAGCAGUCGACGGAAGGAACUGACCGGCUAAAAAGGCUGUACUCUCCUCGGGAGUGGGACGAGCUGCAGCGCUUGUUUGUGUCACUCGCGGCACAGUCACGCAGCAACGGGCAACAUGUCAUAGCGAGUGUGUUCCAGGCAUACUACGGCAUUCAUGGCAGUCUUGGAGGUCGCCUCUUUGAGAUUGCCACGCAGGGGAACAAGGAUGGUCUCAUGCGCUUCCAGGAGUUUGCAGCUAUCAAGGCUGUGUUUGACAAGGGUUCACCUGAUGAAAUUGACCGCAUGUGCUUUCAAGUCAUGGACGUUCUCAAGUCUGGGAAAGUCGACAGGCGAGAGGUUGAAGAGGUGAUUCGCAGUGCUCUCACCACUGUCUUCGGUCCCCAGCACUCCCUUACACUUGCCAUCAUCCAAGCCUUCGUCUCCUCUGCCUUCCCAUCUAUUCCUACAUCUAGUACGUGGACUUCUUUCAGUCACUCCUCCCUCGCUUCCACCGCUCUCCAUCCCUCUUCUGCUCGGUCUUCCACAGCUGCUGCACCGCUUGCUGCAUCAGCAACGGCAACAGCAGCACCAUCGGAGGGAGCAGGGGGACAGCAGCAGCCAGAGGGGGGGAGGCCAGAGCAAGAAGGGGAGGGCGUAGGUAGGGAUGGUAGUGCGGGUGCCAGUGUUGCUGCUGCUGAUACCAGAGUUCAUGAUGAUGGUGCCAUUGUUGCUGCUGAUGAUGGAAGGGAGUUGUCAUAUCAGGAUGCAGUUCGAUGGUGGACUGCAGUCCCUGCUGUCAAGAAGUUUCUCCGGAGCCUCCUCACCCCUCCAGAUCUUCGUCCGCCGCUACCAACUCUCAUUGCGCCACCUGUCACCGCCAGUGGCUGCCACAUCAGCGAAGAAGCUGGGGAGCGGCAGCAUGAGAGCAGGGAGGACACGUGGCUGCUGCAGAAGGAGCUGACGUGGCACAUAGCUGGUGCACUACAGGAGAAAGAGUGUCGGGAGUGGUGUUUGUUGUACAGCAGCAAACUGCAUGGCCUGAGCUUCAACUCUUUUCUGGGGAAGGUGUCAUCUGUACCGCAUCCAACCGUUCUUGUGGUCCGAGACUCAUCUGGGGCCAUCUUUGGGGCCUUCGCUUCCAAGCCGUGGGAGCGAGGCAGUGCUUUCUACGGUGACAUGCGCUCCAUCCUCUUCUCCUUCCUCCCCACUGCUGCUGUUUUCAAGGCAGCUGGCACCAGCACUAACAUUCAGUGGUGUGCGUCAGGCUUUGCCUCUGAGUCCAUUCCCAAUGGCAUCGGUCUGGGCGGCCAACCGGGUCAUUUCGCCCUUUUCCUCUCGUCGGAUUUCGACUCAGGUCACUCUCGCCCCAGCACCACAUUCAACUCCUCUUCACUCUCUUCAACACCAAACUUCAACAUAGAUGCUGUGGAGUGUUGGGCUGUUAUCAGUGCUUCUCUUUCCGAUAGGAUUUCUGCUGGCGAUGGGGGGAUAGGAGCUGUUGGAUCGUCACGGUCUGGAGUGGGGAGUGGGAGAUCAGACGAUGCUGGUGGUAGUGGGAGAGGGACGGUGCUGGAUAGGUUUGGGAAGGAGCGUGCGAUGCUGGGCAUGAUUGGAAUAGCCACGGCUAGUGAGAACAUAGGCAGGGACAAACCGGAUAGAGAGGGGUGA
Closterium sp. NIES-65 is the source of this 4095-nucleotide messenger RNA. The record is from the annotation of a GenBank genome assembly. Lineage: Eukaryota; Viridiplantae; Streptophyta; Zygnematophyceae; Desmidiales; Closteriaceae.